This is a messenger RNA of Alternaria conjuncta, 1113 nucleotides long. RefSeq lists its product as uncharacterized. The transcript has a single exon. Lineage: Eukaryota; Fungi; Ascomycota; Dothideomycetes; Pleosporales; Pleosporaceae. The record is from RefSeq and is a predicted model, not a curated record. The coding region runs from base 1 to 1113 and encodes 370 amino acids.
AUGACCCGACCCAAAGGCACUCCAAACAAGCACCCCCGACCUUCCAAACCCAAGCCAGUCAAGCAACCCCGACCCAUAACGCCGAAAAAACCACGCUCAUACGGCCCGAAACCCAUCCCCGGACCCAACGGCAACAAGCUGAAACAAGCGCAAUACUUCCGCUUUGCCAAAAAUGAUGUAGCCAUCUACCACUACCGCGCCUCCUUCAUCUCAGUAGCCAAGCUACGGUCCUUGCUCAACCGCCCCGAUCAUGGCUUCGUCUGCGCGCUCCGAUCCGACGACCCGUUCCGCAAGAAAGCUGUUCCGCUUGGCGAUGAAAUCCCACCGGGGUGUCUCGAAGUCGGCUACCUGGCUGAUGUCUUCCAGCUCGGCGGCUCGGCGCUCGGAUUUCGCACGGGGGAUAAUGUGAUAGAGUGGCUGUGCUUCGAUCGCGAUAUCAAAGCUGGUAUCUUGGAUAACCUCGAUAUCGACACGCCGACGGCGAAGAUGCUGUUUGAGCAUGUCGCUGAUGUUGGGAGAUCGCCGACUACGAGUAAAUGCAGUAGGAGGUUGGUUUGGACGGAGCAUAGAGAUUGGUUUGAUGCGUUGGAGAGGGCGGGCAGGAUUCCGAUGAGGGUUGGGGUGAGGUGGACGGGGUUUGGGGAGAGGUUGAGGGAGGAGCAUUUGAGGAAGUGGGUUGAGGCUGGGGGGACGCUGGAUGCGGAGGGGGAGGUUGUACGUGAUGGGAUGGUGAGCGCUGAGGGGGGACUCGUACGCGACGGGGCUCUGUCCAUUGAGGCGGAAGUCGCGCGCGGUCAGCAGGAUCAAGAAGUUGGUGGGACACUGGUCACUGAGGCGGAGGCCCUGCCCGAUGACAGAGCAGAGACCAUCACGCAGGCUCAUCAGCGCGACACCAAUAGCCCGGAGACGAUCGGUCGGCGCACGCCUGUGUUCCGCGAUGAACCGGCCAGUCAGCACUUCGCGUCGCCGCAGUCCUCCAAGUCGAACAAGUCGCGCUCGUCGGGCACUUCUGUACUCAGCGACCGGAGUACGAACAUGCGACAGAAGGAAUCUCUUCCGUUGCUGCCCGAGAAGUCGAAACAGGAGCUACUACUAGAAGGUAAGUACGUUUGA